AUGGUGUACUAUAAGAAGCGUACUUGUCUUGUCUUGUCGUGUCGUGUCUUGUCUUUACUUCUACUCUCUUCAAAUAAUCAUAUUAUAUCAUAUCAUAUCAUAGCUAUAUAUUGUACCAAGUAUCUUUACAGACGUACAUACACACACACACACACACACACACACACACAUAACCAUAGGCGAAGGGGAAAGGAAGUAAUCAAAGAAAUUCAAGAGACAGCAAGACAAGCAGAAUCAUCAUUAAUACCCAUCACAAAGGAUCUUGAAAACAUUACCAGAGCAGAAGAUACUAACUUAACAAAUAUUCUUAUUAGAACUGCAGCUAAAAAUGAAAGAUUAUUAGAAGCCAAAUUGAAGAAAAAGGAACAAAAAAAAUCCAAUAAUAAUAAUAACAGAAUUAAUAAGAAGAAAGCCAUCGAAGCUAAAUUAUCACAGGCAUCAAUAACUAGUAUGGAUAAGGAAAGAUUGGAACGUGCUUUACAUUUCACUAAUAGAUUGGAUGGGAAAAUUGCAAAAUCGAUUUCUCGUGCUAAAUUCGUUCAAAGUACAAGGAAAGCAGGAUGGGAAAGUACAAAUGAAUCAAUUAAAAGAGAUUUGAUUUCACAAGCUGGUCUUGUUACCAAAAAUAAAAAUUUACAUUUAUCUACUACUAUCGAUAAGAAUGAUGAUAUUGAGAAAGAUAUUGAAAAUGCUAAUAAGGUCGCGCUAGAGAAUGAAGAAGGGGAAGAAAAAACUAUAAUAGUAGAUCAAAAACCAAUAAUCACUAAAAAUUUGUUUGAUUUGUUACCUUCUGAAAUUGAAGAGUAA
Naumovozyma dairenensis CBS 421 is the source of this 807-nucleotide messenger RNA. RefSeq names its product Ecm1p (gene ECM1). The transcript has a single exon. Gene Ontology annotation, biological process: ribosomal large subunit export from nucleus. NCBI's taxonomy places the organism in Eukaryota, Fungi, Ascomycota, Saccharomycetes, Saccharomycetales, Saccharomycetaceae. Gene Ontology annotation, cellular component: preribosome, large subunit precursor; nucleolus. The record is from RefSeq and is a predicted model, not a curated record. The coding region runs from base 1 to 807 and encodes 268 amino acids.